AUUGCAGAGCAGCGUGGUGGCUGCGGGGAGCCGCGCCCAAGCGCCUAUCACACAGCGUGGGACGGAUACGGGCUUGGAAAUAUUUCUUUCGUCAGGUCACUUUUUUGUUUGUUCGUAGCCGAAUCGUCAAAUUUAGGGCGUGUGUCUGAGAAACUGCGCCGCCGCCUCGUCUGUCCGAACCCUUGCUCCAAUUCCAGGGUCCUCACUCUUUCACUCUCCUCCACUCGUCGAUCAUCGUCGAGCAAUCUUUAGCUUCUUUUUUCCGAGUCGCUAGAGAAUACAUUCCGUACUUGACCGUACCUAGUCGCAUACUUCCGUUGUACCCCUCUACGACCGCCCACCAUGACUGAGCCUCCCGCGAAGAAGAUGUGCCUCGGCGUCGACUGCCCCAACGAGGCUGGCACCCUCCAGUGCCCGACCUGCUUGAAGCUCGGAAUCAAGGGCAGCUUCUUCUGCUCGCAGGACUGCUUCAAGAAGAACUGGGGAAACCACAAGUCCAUGCACAAGUCUGAACAAAGUAUACUUCACCAUGUCCUCCCGCCAAAGGUCGUCUCUAAACCAGAUCCAGAGACAGGUGUAUUCAACCCCUUCCCGACGUACCCCUUCACCGGACCCCUCCGACCCGUCUACCCUCUGUCCGAACGCCGUACCGUCCCCAAGCACAUCCCCCACCCCGACUGGUGGAAGGAUGGUAUCCCCAAGUACCCGAGAAGCAUCCUGAACAGGAACAAGGUCGACAUCCUGGACGCCAAGGGAAUCGCCGGCAUGCGCAAGGUCUGCCGCCUGGCGCGUGAGGUUCUCGACAUUGCCGCCGCCGCCGUCAAGCCCGGCAUCACGACGGACUACAUUGACGAGAUUGUCCACAAGGCCUGCAUAGAGCGCAACGCCUACCCCUCGCCCCUGAACUACAACCACUUCCCCAAGUCCGUAUGCACAUCCCUCAACGAGGUCAUCUGCCACGGCAUCCCCGACCAGCGCGUGCUCCUCGACGGCGACAUCCUCAACAUCGACGUCACCCUCUUCUUCGAGGGCUACCACGGCGACCUCAACGAGACGUACUACGUCGGCGACCGCGCCAAGGCCGAUCCGGACGCGGUGCGCGUCGUCGAAGCCUCCCGCGACUGCCUCGACGCCGCCAUUGCGGCCGUCAAGCCCGGCACACUCAUCCGCGAAUUUGGCAACAUUAUCGAAAAGAUUGCAAAGGAGAGGAACUGCAGCGUCAUCCGCACGUACUGCGGCCACGGCAUCAACUCGCUGUUCCACUGCCCGCCCAACGUCCCCCAUUACGCCAAGAACAAGACGGUGGGCGAGUGCAAGCCCGGCAUGACGUUCACUAUUGAGCCCAUGAUUGCGCUGGGCAAGUACCGCGAUGUCACCUGGCCUGAUAACUGGACGAGCACGACGAUUGACGGCAAGAAGACUGCGCAAUUCGAGCACACUCUUCUGGUGACCGAAGAUGGAGUCGAGGUCCUGACAGCUAGAACGGCCACGUCGCCUGGCGGCAAGGUGCCGAUGCCUGGAACGAACGGCGAAGAGAAGGAGACCACCGCAUAAUUGACAACAUUAGCAUGGGACGCGGGGCAUAAGCGAGCACGGUGUAGAGUACGAGAGGCGUUGCGUUGAGUGAGAAUUGAUGAGGGCGGGGAUACGUGGACGCUGGGAUGAGAGCAUGAUAUGUGAGCAGGCAUUGCUCUGGCAUACACGGUGUUUAGGGGGUGAUGCCAUAACAAAGUGCCAUGAAAACAAAAGCAUUCGGCGCGACGGGGUCAAGGGGCGUCGAAUAUCAAAUAACGAUCAAAAGUUGACCAU
Molecule: messenger RNA, 1809 nt
Organism: Colletotrichum acutatum
Lineage: Eukaryota; Fungi; Ascomycota; Sordariomycetes; Glomerellales; Glomerellaceae
Product: methionine aminopeptidase
Exons: 4
Coding region: 343-1554 (403 amino acids)
Biological process (GO): proteolysis
Cellular component (GO): cytosol
Molecular function (GO): metalloaminopeptidase activity
Source: RefSeq, a predicted model, not a curated record